GAUUCUCUUCGUCAGUCACCACAAUGUCUCCAAAGGGGAAGGUGGUCGUCAGCGCUCUUCUUGUCCUCGGACUUUGUCAUUAUGCCUGGCCCUUCCCGCGGCACACCAGCAGCGCCGCCUUCUCCGAGGACCUCCGGCGGGAGAUCAGGACCGCCGUGAGCACGAGGAGGGCGGACCCAUCAUGAAGGGGUGGCCGCCCAACUGGACCUCGCCGCGCUCAUGGUCGGCAAGCAGACAUGGGAGGCGCAGUCACCCAAGAACCUGCUCUUCUGCUCGACCUGCAACUUGGGCGUGGCCGAGAUCAUCAGCGAGGUCAAUGGUGGUGUCGACCCCGAGGCCCUGGGUGACCUCAUCAUCGCCCUCUGCGUCGACCUGGGAAUUUCGAACUAUAAUUUCUGCGAACAUAUUAUCCACUUGGCAACUCCCGAACUCUACUGGAUCAUCACCCACCGCGAACUGACCGGGAAGGACGUGUGCGGAAUGAUCUUUAUGCGCUACGGCUGUAAGACCGAUAAUCCCGAGCGCGUGUGGGAGGUCGUGCUGCCAGACACACCGAAGCCUCCAGUUCUGCCGCCGAGUGUGCCUGAGCCUGGUUCUCCGGUGAUGAAAGUGCUACACUUGGCGGACACGCACUUCGACCCUCUGUACAUGCCCGGAAGCAAUGCCGAGUGCGGAGAGAAAUUCUUCUGUUGUCGCGAGUCCAGCGGGCCCCUCGACCGACCAGAAGCUGCAGCGGGGAAGUGGGGGGACUAUCGUAACUGUGAUGCUCCCAAGUGGCUCUUGCAGGCUAUGUACGAUCACAUUGCCAGCACAUACACGGACCUCGAUUUCAUCAUCUGGACCGGCGACCUCGUGCCACACAACGUCUGGAACACCUCGAAGCAGGAGAACUUGGAAGUGAUCAGGGAGACAGUGCAGAUGCUGCGAGAGAGCUUCCCAGGGGUGCCCGUCUUCCCGGCGCUUGGGAACCACGAGUCAACGCCUGUCAAUUCAUUCCCCCAGCCGUACAUUGAGAACGAAUUCGACAUCUCUUGGCUCUACGACGAGAUGGCAACCCUGUGGGAGACGUGGCUGCCCCAGGAAACCGCUACCACCGUGGUUUAUAAUGCUUGUUACUCCACCCUGGUCAAACCGGGACUGAGGGUCAUUUCCGUGAACUCCAACUACGGAUAUGGGUUUAACUGGUGGAUGGUAUACGACGACAAGGACCCGGGUUCUGAGCUGCAGUGGAUGGCGGAACAGCUCCAGUUGGCCGAGGACAACGAUGAAAAGGUCUAUCUCAUAAGCCACAUUGCACCGGGUGACGUGGACUGCAUCAGGUCGUGGGGACAUCAGUACAACAGAAUCGUCGUGAGAUACGAAUCCACCAUCGCCGGCCUGUUCUACGCCCACACACACUACGACCACUACAUGGUUUUCUACGACCACGAGCAGCCAGACCGACCCGUCCACGUGGGGUAUGUUGCCCAGAGCCAGACGCCAUACCCUGAGCUCAACCCUGGCUAUAAGGUCUACACAGUGGACGGGGCUUAUGAAGGGUCGUCCUAUCGUGUAUUGGAUCACGAAAAUUGGAUAAUCGACCUGGACGAAGCUAAUAAGAACGACUUUCCCAACGUAACUUUACUCUAUUCCGCCAAGGAGGCUUAUGGACUUUCAGAUCUUUCUCCGACUUCCUGGUCAAAUCUGGUGUUUGAAAUGAAUCAGCCAAACAGCACUCUCUUUGAAGAUUUCUACAGGCACUACACGAAGGCAGGCAGACCCUACGCGGAGAGAGGCUGCGACGACAAGUGCAAAUCGGACACCCUCUGUCGCUUGCUCGUGUCGGACAACUCGGACAUCUCCCACUGCGACCUGCUGUAGUCUUCUUAAGUGAUUUAAUGAGGGGCGUUUUUGUCAGACUUUCCAGAUCAAUGGAUUGAAGAAUUGUAAUUGGUAUAUAUCUUGUAUGUAGGUAGUUUUAUCAGAGAAGUGUGUGCCGAUGGUAUUGAAUAUUUAAACAGCA
This is a messenger RNA of Penaeus vannamei (Pacific white shrimp), 2002 nucleotides long. Its product is annotated as sphingomyelin phosphodiesterase. NCBI's taxonomy places the organism in Eukaryota, Metazoa, Arthropoda, Malacostraca, Decapoda, Penaeidae. Gene Ontology annotation, molecular function: acid sphingomyelin phosphodiesterase activity. The record is from RefSeq and is a predicted model, not a curated record. Gene Ontology annotation, cellular component: lysosome. Gene Ontology annotation, biological process: ceramide biosynthetic process; sphingomyelin catabolic process.